UUUGAGACGAAUAAAAGUGAUAUUGUUAUCCGAUUGGCGUUCACCGAGAGACUAAAAGACCCCCGUUGCGCCCUGAAUCGCUGUCCGUAGCUCGUUACUUUUCAUACAUUGAAGUCUUGUCGCGUUUCUGCCUGUAUCGCCUCGCUGUGCUCCUGCAUCGCAUUUGGAUUUUCGUUGCGCACGUCAUCAUUUUUUUCGGGAGUUUUCCAUCAAUUUCAAGAGGAGAAAGAGACUCAAAUUGCUCGCUACAAGAUGACAGACGUCGGCGAAUGGUUUAGGACAAUCCCAAUAUUUACAAGAUAUUGGUUCGCCGGAACAAUUGGUAUGAGUCUUUUGGGACGUUUUGGAAUCUUACCGCCACAAUAUUUGUUCCUCAUUCCCGAAUUGAUUACAUCGAAGUUUCAAAUUUGGCGAAUAUUUACUGCCUUAUUUUACUUUCCAUUAAGUCCUCAAACGGGAUUUCACUUUAUGUUCAAUUGCUAUUUCCUGUACAACUAUUCACGAAGACUGGAAGAAGAUCAUUUCAAAAAUACACCGGCUGAUUAUCUCUUUAUGUUGAUUCUCAAUUGGGCAUGCUGUGUUCUCUUGGGCAUCGUUGCAAAUUUUUACUAUCUCAUGGAUCCCAUGGUAUUGUCUGUUCUCUAUGUAUGGUGUCAUCUCAACAAAGAAGUGAUUGUGUCGUUUUGGUUUGGAACACGUUUCAAGGCAGUUUAUUUGCCAUGGGUUUUGCUUGGAUUUAAUUUCGUUCUCUCGAGCGGAAGUGCAUUCUCCAUAGCAGGCAUUUUAGUAGGUCAUUUGUAUGUUUUUCUCAAAUUCAAAUAUCCACAAGAACUUGGAGGUCAUUCAUAUUUGGAGACACCAUUACUUUUAAAACGAUAUUUCCCCGAUUUACGAGGCGGAGUUCAAUAUGGUUUUGGAGUUCCUCCAGUUAAUCGACAACCAACACAACAACAAGCACCUGCGGGAAAUCGUAUGUUUGGCGGAUCAAAUUGGGGAAGAGGUCAUGUGUUGGGAAGAAAUUAAAUUUAACAAUAGUUUUCUUAAAAAUCUUUGUAACUAAACUACAAUAUUAAUUUAACGGUAACAACACUAAUAUGUAGUUUAAUAAUAAAAAAAAUCUAAUAUAAUAAAACCAAAAACAUUUUUUUAUUUUCAAAUUUUA
Messenger RNA from Culicoides brevitarsis, 1162 nucleotides. RefSeq names its product derlin-1 (gene Der-1). Gene Ontology annotation, cellular component: Hrd1p ubiquitin ligase ERAD-L complex; endoplasmic reticulum membrane. Gene Ontology annotation, biological process: endoplasmic reticulum unfolded protein response. Lineage: Eukaryota; Metazoa; Arthropoda; Insecta; Diptera; Ceratopogonidae. The record is from RefSeq and is a predicted model, not a curated record. Bases 253 to 1023 code for a protein of 256 amino acids. Gene Ontology annotation, molecular function: ubiquitin-specific protease binding; misfolded protein binding. The transcript has 4 exons.